Messenger RNA from Neopsephotus bourkii (Bourke's parrot), 1478 nucleotides. RefSeq names its product peroxisomal biogenesis factor 11 beta (gene PEX11B). Gene Ontology annotation, biological process: peroxisome fission; regulation of peroxisome size. Gene Ontology annotation, cellular component: peroxisomal membrane. The record is from RefSeq and is a predicted model, not a curated record. Bases 10 to 750 code for a protein of 246 amino acids. NCBI's taxonomy places the organism in Eukaryota, Metazoa, Chordata, Aves, Psittaciformes, Psittacidae. The transcript is spliced from 5 exons.
GGCGCGGCCAUGGAGCCCUGGGUGCGCUUCAGCGCGCAGAGCCAGGCCAGGGAGCGGCUCCUGAGGGCCGCGCAGUACGCCUGUGCGCUGGCCGCGGACACGCUGCGGAGGAACGGGGCAAGCGCCGAGGCCCUGGCGAGCGUCCGGCAGCUGGAGGCGCACCUCGGCCUGGGCCGCAAGCUGCUGCGCCUCGGCAGCGCCGCGGAGGCCGUGGAGGCGGCCAAGCGGGCCAUGCACCUCUCGGACACGGUGCUGCGGUUCUGCGUCACCCUCGGCCACCUCAACAGGGCCUUGUACCUGGCCUGCGACAACGUGCUCUGGGCCGGCAAGAGCGGGCUCGUCCCCAGCGUGGACCAGGAGAAGUGGAGCCACCGGUCCUUCAGGUAUUUCCUCUUCGCGCUGGUGCUGAACCUGAGCCGCGACGCCUACGAGCUCCGCAUCCUGCUGGAGCGGGAGGCGGGCGGGAAGCGAGCCAGGGCCGGGGACAGCGCGCUCCAAGCCCGGGCUGAGACCCGGCCCCAGCAGCUGGCGCUGAGGCUGCAGCUCCAGCUCCGGCUCCUGCUCCGAGUGCUCCGCAAGAACCCGCCGCUGCUGUUGGACCUGGUGAGGAACCUCUGCGACCUCUUCAUCCCCCUGGACAAGCUGGGGCUCUACCGGACCAGCCCCGGCUUCGUGGGGCUCUGCGGCCUCACCUCCUCCGUGCUCUCCAUCCUCACCAUCCUGCACCCCUGGCUCAAGCUGAAGCCUUGAGCUCUGCCGCCGGGAUACGCGGGGUCAUUCCUUGGCUGCGGCAGCUUGGACCAAUGGGAUGCAGUGGGAAUUCACCUCCUGCUGCCUGUGGUGCCAUUGAGGAAUGGGAGAACUCCAUGGACCUAAACGUGGUUCUUUUCCCCAUCGACUUCCCCAGCUCUUUUAAGGGGGUUGAUGUCCCCGUUUUCCUCUUCAGAGGGAAUCUCCCAAACUGGAUCCAGCCGAAAGAGCUGGAAGAGACUCCCUGGGUGCUUCUCCCAGGCUUGAGGGGGUUAAACCAUGGGGUGGGAUGAGGUGGGAUGCAUCCAACACCCCUUUGGAUGCUGCAGGGAGUGGCCCCAGAUGAGCCGGGCUGGAUUUGGGGUGCCUUGGAGCUCUAUGGAUUCACCCCGCUGCACUUUGCUGCCCACAUAUUCUCCUAGGGGCUUUUCCUUGAGAUCAGUCCAGGUGAGGGCAGCUCCGUGCCGUGAUUCCCAUUGUUCCCAUCAGCUUGUUCUGCUGCCUCACUGGUUUUAUCCAUUUCUCUUGGGGUUUAUGGCACUGUCCAGGGCAGGCAGCAGCAUUCCGGCUCUGAGGAAUGGGGCUGGGAAUUCCCAGCAACAGAGAGGGAAAAGUGUUAGGAAUGGGAUGAGGAGCUUUGGACUUUGACCCUGGAAUGGGGUUCGGGAAGCUCUGAUGCUCCGAGGUACCCCCAGAGUGCUAUUAAUAAAUAGUCUGUACAUGCGUUA